GUCACUUUUCUCCCAAUUCUUCUGCUUUUCUUCUCUUUUAUUUAUUUUUUCGUUACUCCCCCUUUUUCUCUCCUUCCCUAUGAAUCUUGGUGAAUCUUUUCCUCACGCUGAUAAGGUCUGAAGUAGCAAUCAAAAAGAAAAGUAAAAUAUUCUCACACUUCCCAGAAGGAAGCAGGAAGUCUUUUUGUCUUAUCUAGAGACUCAUCAUUCGUCAAACGGACAGAAGUUCAGGAGCUUCAGUGGACUUUUCUGUGGUGUUCUGCUGAGAGUAAAAUGGCAGCGUCUCUGUUCCGAGAUAGAGAUCAGUACAACUGCUCAGUGUGUUUGGAUCUGAUGAAUGAUCCGGUGACGAUUCCCUGUGGACACUCUUACUGCAGGAGCUGCAUUAAACACUACUGGGACCGAGAUGAAUCCAGGAGAGCUCGAUGUCCUCAGUGCAGACAGGACUUUCCUACAACACCUGCACUCAACAAAAACACAAUGCUGGCUGAAAUCCUGGAGAUGCUGAGGAACACCACGCUUCAGGGUUCUCCUCCUUCUCCUCCAGCUCAGAGUUCUGCUCAGCCUGGAGAAGUUGAGUGUGAUUUCUGCACUGAUGUAAAGCUCAGAGCGGUGAGAUCAUGCCUGGAGUGCCGAGCGUCGUACUGUGAAACGCAUCUCCAGCCUCACUACGACUUUCCGGCUCUUAGGAAACACAAGUUAGUCGUCGCCGCCGAAAUACUGACGUGUCCGAGACACGAUAAACUGCUGGAAGCUUUCUGUCGCACCGACAACAUCUUAAUCUGUAUGAGCUGUGUAAUGGACGAGCACAAAGGCCACGACACGGUUUCAUCUGCAGCAGAAAGAGACGAGAAACAAAUCAUACUUCAGGAUUAUAAAAGCACAUUUGUGGAGAGACGCGAAGAAAAAGAGAAGGAGCUUCACGAUCUGCUAAGUACCCUUGAGGCUCAUGAACAGUCUGCACAGCAGGCAGUGGAGGAUACGGAGCUAGCCUUUAGCUCGCUAGUCACUUCCCUUGAGAAAAGCUGCUCUGAGGUGACCGAGAGAAUCAGAGCUCAGGUGGAGAUGGACAGGAAUCGAGUUGCAGAUCUUCAGGAACAGCUGGAGCUUGAAAUCGCUAUGCUGAUGGGGCAGGAAGAACUCAUGGACAAGUUUUUACAGACAGAGGAUAAUGUCUACUUCCUUCAGAACUUCGAGAGCAUGGCCAGUCCCUCUGGAGAUGAAGAGUCAGACGCUCUGACUUUUGAGCCGCUCGUCUCUUUUAGUGACGUGAGCAGCAUGGUUUCUGAGUUUAAAGAGAAACUGGAGAUUUUCUCCAAGCAGACAGUGGACAACAUGUUUGCAAACUUCCAUAUCGGGGUCGGUGACAGAGUUCGGGUGAGAUCUUCUGUGAACACACCUAAAUUUCAGUGGGGUCCUAUAACACACGAGAGUGUAGGCGUCGUCAUGUCCAUAAGUGAGGAAAUUGUGAUCGUUGCCUUCCCGGAGCACGAAAACUGGAAAGGACUCCUGUCUGAGAUGGAGCGCGUAACUGCUGCUGAUGAAUCUGCCAUAAGUGAUGAAACUGGGAUCGUCGACGUCCCGGAACAUGAAAACUGGGACGGACUCCUGUCCGAGGUGGAGAGCGCAACUGCUUCUGAUGAAUCUGGAACUUCUGCUCAGCAGAGGAAAGUGACGCCGUAUGUUAAAUAUAUAAAACGCAACUGGGGAAAGGUGAGUGAAGUGUGGGCGUGGUCAGGAGCAAGGCUUUUGAUUGACACAUCUCUGAAGCUGUACUGUGGACAUGCUGCAUUCUUAUUGUGUGCCUUCAUGCUUUGCUAUACAUAUAAAAUCUUUUUUUUUUUCCGUAACAGGUCUUGGGGAAGAAAUGAAUGUGGACUUCCCGGAACGUUCUGACGAUGGAUAGGCGUCGUCUCCGAGAGGGAAAUUGUGUCCUUAAUUAUUCAAGAUUUGUGUUCAUAUUGAGACCAUAGAGUUAUAUUUGUAUAUUAUAAAUCGAUCUGAUUUUUCUAAAAGUGGUGUUGAUACAAGAGAUACACUCUCCGGUCACUUUAUUAGGAACGCCUGUACACCUGCACAUUCAUGCAGUAAAUAUUUCUUCAUUCUGAUGUUUGAUGUGAACAUUAGCUGAAGCUCUGGACCUGUAUCUCUAUGAUGUGGUGCUGCCGCAUGAUUGGCUGAUUAAAUUAAAAUAUUGUGAUGCCUGUGACUUUAACCGUGGUGUGGAUGUUGGAGCCAGACGGGCUGGGAAGUGACAGUAAUAUCAGAUGGAGUGUGUUUCACAAUCAUUUUAUAACCCUUCCUCGCAGUACACUGGCGUUCCAUUCCACUUGAGGAACGGAAAUCGACUUCUUCAAUCAGGAUUAACAAAUAAAUCAUUUUAUCACCGCAAGUCUGUUAGAAGAUGAGUCGGCACACUGUUGGGUUUCUGUGUGUAGAGUAGCGUGACUCUGUGUUUAGCUGCUGGUGAGCAGGGCUAAACCUAGUAGGCUAGGUAAAAAAAAAAAACUGUUUACUUUCACAUGAGCCAUUAAACAGUACUGUGGAGUGUGACAUCACAAAUAAAUUCAACUCUGAACAUGGGCACAAAUUUCUUUUUUUUUUGUAGCUUCUGGUAAAGAGUUAAUAAACUGUAUGCUGUAGUGUAACUGUACUGAUAGUGAAAAUGUCAUCAUGCAGUUCUGCGACAAUUUGUGCCGUUCACGGCUGUACUAACAAUCAGACUAAACUAAACCAACGGCCGAUACGGCUGAUCAAAACAGGCACGCUCCUGUCAGUGAUGGAUCAUUUUUAAUAAAUCAUCUAGCAAAAGACGAGGAGCAAAGUAGGACACUGCUGAAGAAUCUAAACUGAAAGAGUCCUCGAAAAACACUGUGUGAUUAUUGAUGAAAUAAACGUACAAAUCAGUUGUGUGUGUGUGUGUGUGUGUGUUUACUGUGUGUGUGUGUGUGUGUUUACCGUGUUGUGUGUGUGUGUGUGUGUUUACUGUGUGUGUGUGUGUGUGUGUGUUUACCGUGUUGUGUAUGUGUGUGUGUGUGUGUGUGUUUACCGUGUUGUGUGUGUGUUUACCGUGUUGUGUGUGUGUGUGUGUGUGUGUGUGUGUGUUUACCGUGUUGUGUGUGUGUGUGUGUGUGUGUGUGUUUACUGUGUUGUGUGUGUGUUUGUCAACUCGACUCAGUAUAUUAUUUAAAAAAUACAAUAAGAAAAGUUACUUCUUUCUUAGACCUUAAUCGACAUCAGUGUUUAUGAUGUACACAGUAAACGUGUCAGAUUUUAAGGAAAAGGGGAAAAAAUAGGACAAAAGAUAAACUGAAGAGCUCUUACUAACCCCCACCACGGCACAUCCUGCACUCUGUAAUGCUGCUAUGAGGAACU
Molecule: messenger RNA, 3375 nt
Organism: Ictalurus furcatus (blue catfish)
Lineage: Eukaryota; Metazoa; Chordata; Actinopteri; Siluriformes; Ictaluridae
Product: E3 ubiquitin/ISG15 ligase TRIM25-like
Exons: 8
Coding region: 274-1896 (540 amino acids)
Molecular function (GO): zinc ion binding
Source: RefSeq, a predicted model, not a curated record